GAACCAGAAUUAUUUAUUGCGUCUGACUUGACUUUGGCGCUGUGGAUACAGGGGAGGGAGCCGUGUCUAUUUAAAGAGGGUCAUCCAGUCACGGAUAAAUAACAGAGGGUCCACGGCGUUGACUAACCCCCUCUAAAUGGUCUUCAUCCUCCACUGUGUGUCUGUCUGCGGAUACUUAUUGUUUAUUAGUCAGCUGUAACAACCAUCCGCCGACCCGCGUCAGGCCAGUCUACCAGCUCUGCUCCAGGAGCUCUAGCCCCCUUUUUAUUUGUUAAUUUAUUAUUUUUCUUAUAGGGGGAUAAGUGGGUUAAAAAUGGGCAAAGAUUACUAUAAAACGCUGGGUAUCUCUAAAGGAGCCACGGAUGAGGAUAUAAAAAAAGCUUACAGAAAACAGGCGCUGAAAUGGCAUCCGGACAAAAACAAGUCUGCAGCCGCCGAGGAGAAAUUUAAGGAAAUCGCCGAAGCAUAUGAAGUCCUCAGUGAUCCGAAGAAAAGGGAAAUUUAUGAUCAGUAUGGAGAGGAAGGUCUCAAGGGAGGAAGUGGGCCCGCUGGUGACGGACAAGGCACCACUUUCACCUACACCUUCCAUGGAGACCCUCACGCCACCUUCGCCACUUUCUUCGGAGGCUCCAACCCCUUCGAGAUGUUCUUCGGACGUAAAGCGAACGGGCGAGACGACGAGGACAUGGAGGUGGACGGAAACGACCCCUUCGGCUCCUUCACCAGCUUCAACCUGAACGGCUUCCCCCGUGACGGCCACGUGGGCCUCGGGGGGCAGCAGCGGCGGAAGCAGGACCCACCCAUCAUCCACGAACUGAGGGUCACCCUGGAGGAGGUGUUCCACGGCUGCACCAAGAGGAUGAAAAUCUCCCGCAAAAGGCUAAAUCCAGAUGGCAGGACCAUGCGCACUGAGGAUAAGAUUCUCACUAUCGAGAUUAAGCGGGGCUGGAAGGAGGGAACCAAGAUCACGUUCCCCCGGGAGGGAGACGAGUCUCCAAAUACUAUUCCCGCUGACAUUGUUUUCGUCAUCAAGGACAAACCACACCCCCACUUUAGGCGGGAGGGCUCCAACAUUGUGUAUCCAGUGCGUGUGAGCUUACGACAGUCGCUGUGCGGAUGCUCCGUCACCGUGUCGACGAUAGACGGCAAGACGUGCAACAUGAAGAUCACGGACGUCGUCAAGCCCGGCAUGAGAAAAACUGUAGCCGGACAGGGUCUCCCGUUCCCCAAAAACCCCGAGCAGAGAGGAGACCUGGUGGUGGAGUUUGAUGUGAACUUUCCCGAGUCUUUGCCGACAAACGCCAGAGAUGUCCUGAAACGGCAUUUACCUGCUUAGGAAGAAAUAAACGAGGGAGACAGAGCCACAUGACACACACAUACUUACACACACACACUUACACACACACAUGCACAAGGACAGUUCUGACAGUUCACAGAUGGACCCCCCCUUCCCAAAUGGCGAAUGUGCAAUUUCUAUUUUUGAGCUCUGUGGUGUUUUUAUAAAUGCCAUGCAUGCUGCCAAGUUGAUACAAGUGCGAGCGAUAUCUGAACGUGCACAUUUCAUGUUUGUGGGCCUUUGCCACUUUUUCGUUAGUUGGAAAUGUUUUGGUGUGAAUGAUUCUACAGCUGCAAAAGCAAAAAAACAAACUCUAGUGUCAAACAGCUCGUUGUCUUACUUUAGACUCGUCAGGCUUCACGUUUGCUUUGCCGCGAGCAGUGAACUUUGAUUUGGAGGUUCUUUGGAGGUGGUCGAAUGAACUCAGCAGGUGCAAUGUGUGCAUUUUAGAAACUUACCUGUGAAAAUACCUUGACUUGAAUUUUAAAAUAAAUAUUUACACACAAACUGACUCGAGCUGUUUCAGCCACGGAGAGGCUCAGAGACGCGUCCUCCUCCGGGAUAUAAACAGUCAUCGCUUUAAAAAGACAAAAAAAAAGUUAAUACCGCUUAGGAUUAUUUAUAGUCUGUGUAGCAUUAUUAUUACACAACAUGGGUUCUUUGCAGCCCAGGGGGGAAUGAAAUGAACCUAUAUUUUGAUAGUCAAAUGUGAAUAAUUUGCUGUUGUAAAAAAUGUUUCUGAUGUGCGAAAUUAAAAUUAAAAAUACCUUGACUGAAGUUAAUGUGUAAAGUUACUCACAGCACAAAUAUGAAUGUGUAAUUAUAGCUGUCUGUUAGCUCCCCUGCUGCUGACGCAUGCAGGAGAGCUGACAUUUUCCCACCAGGGGACGCCACAUCUUUAUGACUCAGGGGCCCACAGUGAGGAUGGCCUGUGUUAGCGCCAGAUUUACUGCUGUUUAGUCAUUUUCACUAAAUUUCCCAUUUUUAUUUAGUUUUACAUCAGUGAUUUUUAUUGAUUUUAACUCAGUGAGUUUAGUGUCUGUUUCAGUGCUACUUUUACUGGUGUGGGUAAUAUCAGGAGUUCAGAAGAGCAUAACAAUAAAUAGACAUAUAAAAAAAACCUCAAACUGGCUGUGUUGGCAGAUAAUAAUAUCCUGCUAUUAAACUAUAAUUAUCUAUCUAUCUACACAUAGAAGCAGUGAAUGAUGAAGACUAUGAUGAACUUAGAAUUUGGGGGAAUGACUUACCCAGAGUGAUAAGUAACAACAGUUGCUUCUCUAAAAUUACUGCAGGUAUCUUUCCUCCUUGGCAUUGUGUUAAUGCACACGUGAAAACUGCCAAAACUUCAGCUUUGUCACAGAUACUGAUUGAAUUGAUCAGAUGCAUUUAGUGCUAGUUACCCUCUUAAUUCCUAUGGAAGCAGUAAGACGAUAGUUCGUUUUGCACACACUGCUUCUGCAUUUUUCCUCAGUUUUUAUUAAAUGAUUAAUGACACGGUGUAAUAUGUCAAUGUUGUUCAUCCAGGCUUGUAUUUCCACAACUUUAAGCUUUGCUAAGGAACGACUGAUUUUUGUCACGUUCUGACAUAUAAAAGCUUGAAUUUUGAAUAAGGUUGUACUUUCUUUUUACAUAACUUGAUCCGUCCAUCCAUCUUAAAUUGUCCAUCAGCAUGUGUAGAGAUUCAUGCAGAUGAUGCGUCACUAUCAUGCACAGAGAGUGGAGAGUAAACACACAUGCUCUGGAUAGUGUGGGAGCGCACCAGCUGCCGAUCCUCUCCGUUCAAAAUCGCCGUAACUCUGACUAGAAAUUGGCAUUUGGAUUUUUCAAUCUAGUAUCUGUGAGCAUUAUGUGAGUAAAAGUAUGGCCUCUAAGUUAAAGGUCACGGUGUAAACCUGAAAUGAUGUCUCCUGGAGCUUUUACCAACCACAGUUUCCCAUUUUAUGUUGUUUAAUGUUGCAUUUUUAUCCAAAGUGCAGUGAAAGACUCAUCAUUAAAUAUUUAAGCUAUGGAUUAAAAUUCAUAAAUCAAUAUUUAGUCCCUUUAAGCAUGCGCAGAUUCGAUUACUAACAAGUACGACUGAUUUACAAAGGUCUUUACUUUUUCAUUAUCAGCAUUUAAAUUGAUUCUUCAAAGCCUGUUUUAAAGAGGAGCAUUCAAACAGCAACUUCAUCCUCAUAAUUAUUUAUUCAUCAAAUAGUUCCCCCAGCGUCUGUACACCCGAGGAGCAGUUUAAACAGAUACGUGCUUCACGCUCAG
Molecule: messenger RNA, 3592 nt
Organism: Haplochromis burtoni (Burton's mouthbrooder)
Lineage: Eukaryota; Metazoa; Chordata; Actinopteri; Cichliformes; Cichlidae
Gene: dnajb4
Product: DnaJ heat shock protein family (Hsp40) member B4
Exons: 3
Coding region: 314-1336 (340 amino acids)
Cellular component (GO): cytosol
Molecular function (GO): protein-folding chaperone binding
Source: RefSeq, a predicted model, not a curated record